Phasianus colchicus (ring-necked pheasant) is the source of this 2205-nucleotide messenger RNA. It is a transcript of the gene GJB1, whose product is annotated as gap junction protein beta 1. The record is from RefSeq and is a predicted model, not a curated record. Gene Ontology annotation, biological process: cell-cell signaling. Gene Ontology annotation, molecular function: gap junction channel activity. NCBI's taxonomy places the organism in Eukaryota, Metazoa, Chordata, Aves, Galliformes, Phasianidae. Gene Ontology annotation, cellular component: connexin complex.
UCCCUAUCCCUAUCCCUAUCAUUUCCAUUCCGACCCAUCCCGGCCCCGCAGCGCCCUCUGCCGCCGCAGUUCCGCCUCCCUGCGCCGUUCGGUGCUGGGGGCAGCGCUGACUCAGCCCCCUAUGGGGGACGGCCGCCCCUCCCCGCCCUCAGCCCCAUCUCGGGCCCCGCAGCCCCGCGUUGCUCCCACCCCAGUGACCCUCCGGCCCCUUCGGCGUUUCCCAUCUCCUCGACGGGACCUUGGAGCGGCUGCUCCGCCAGUUAAUGGUUGACAGAGGCUGUUUGUUUUUCCCCUCUGCACUUUUUCCCAUUAAAUUUGGGUGUCGGGAUCGACCAACGACGCCCGGAGCCGCUCCGUGGGGGUGUGCGGGGCCGCGUGUCCCCCGCCCGGCAGCUCACGGCCCGCGAAGGGAACGAUAAGACGGGACGGGCCGUGGGGCGGUGCGUUGACCCCAAGGCACGGCGAGGGGAACGGGACACACCUGCGGCGCUGGAAAGGAGCAGCGGAGCGGUUUGGGAGGGGUGGGCGGCGACGGGGCGGUAUAAAGUCCGGAGUGCAGCUUCGACCGCUGCGUCGGGAGGUGUGCGGGACCGAGAGCUUCGGCCGUCCCGUCGGUGAGGCGUGAGGAGCCAUGAACUGGGCCGGCCUCUACGCGGUGCUGAGCGGGGUGAACCGCCACUCCACCGCCAUCGGGCGCAUCUGGCUCUCCGUCAUCUUCAUCUUCAGGAUCAUGGUGCUGGUGGUGGCAGCCGAGAGCGUCUGGGGGGACGAGAAGUCCGCCUUCACCUGCAACACGCAGCAGCCGGGCUGCAACAGCGUCUGCUACGACCACUUCUUCCCCAUCUCGCACAUCCGCCUGUGGGCCCUGCAGCUCAUCCUGGUCACCACGCCAGCCCUGCUCGUGGCCAUGCACGUGGCCUACCAGCAGCAUCAGGAGAAGAAGCUGCUGCUGAUGACGGGCCACGGGGACGCCAAGCACCUGGAGGAGGUGAAGAAGCACAAGAUGCGCAUCGCGGGAUCGCUGUGGUGGACGUAUGUCUGCAGCGUGGUCUUCAGGCUGCUCUUCGAGGCCGUCUUCAUGUACCUCUUCUACAUGAUUUACCCCGGCUACCAGAUGGUGCGGCUGGUUAAGUGCGAGGCUUAUCCCUGCCCCAACACCGUGGAUUGCUUCGUCUCACGGCCCACCGAGAAGACCAUCUUCACCGUCUUCAUGCUGGUCACCUCCAGCGUCUGCAUCGUGCUCAACAUGGCCGAGUUGGUUUACCUGGUGGUGCGGGCCUGUGCGCGCCGCAGCCGUCACAACUCCAACCCUUCCUCGGGGAAAAGCUCCUUCUACGGCCACAAGCUUUCCUCUGAGUACAAGCAGAACGAGAUCAACCAGCUGCUGACGGAGCAGGACGGAUCCCUCAAGGACAUGCUGCGCCGCAACCCCAGCCUGCAGGAGAAGGGAGACCGCUGCUCUGCGUGUUGAGCCCCACACCGCCCCACAGCCCUGGGGAGGGCACACGCUGCCCUCGUAUUGUGUGAUGCACGCCCAGUGCCGACCCUCCUGGACAGCGGGGAUGGGGAGGGCAGGGCUGCCGCUGCGUGCUCGGGCCAUUAAAUGUCCAUUCUCAGGUGCUGCCUCCCUGCUUCGUGCUCCGGGUGGGGAUGCGGUGCCAGCAUGGGGUGCCUAUCCCUGAGCAGAGAGGAACAGUUCUGGGUGCACCCAGGCUACCACUGCCCCAUGAGCAGGGCUGCCCAGCCCCAUACCCGGGGCUACGGUCCCCAGGUGCAGUUGUGGUUGCAGUCACAGUGUCCCAGCAGCACGCGUGCAGGAGCGGUGACCCUCUGGUGGCAUUGAGCACCAGCCCCUGCAGCCCCACAGUAUAUUUAGAAAAGUGCCCAGACCAAAAAUAGAGGGGAAAAUUUUCCCCCAGUGGCUGCUUCAUCUGCCAAUCACAAAAAAAAAGCCAAUGGAGCCUGCAGCUGCAUCACGACCCGCUAACCCUCUGCCCACCAUCGGGUGGACGGACGGAAAGACAGACAGACAGACGGAACCGGGUAGACCUGUCUGCACUGUGAUCGCUGGGGAAGCGGCCUUGGAGCAUCCCACACCUCUCUGGUGACAGCGUGGGAGCACCCACAUACCCACAACGGUGAGGGGUCCCCGUGCAGGCGGUGUCCCCACGGCAGCCAUGCCCACCCCACUGCUGGGGCUGCUCC